AAGCGGUGCAGCUAUGUCCAGCAGAAAAAUUCGCGAAAUUUAGGCCUGCUCUUACUACUAGCGCUACUGCGGGAGUGCAGUAUCAGCCAAUUACUUUUCACAACUAUUUGGCGUGAGUGGUUUGUUUUGUAUGCAUAUUAUAUCUCUGUCAGAAAUUUAACAAGAUUGCUUUCGUUUUCUUUAUAUUUUAGUAGUGCCUUAAAGGUUUGUAAUUUUAAGAACAAUGUCUGAUUUGGACUUAUACGACGAUUUAGAUGAACAGAACGAAGAUGAAAAUCGUGAAGAUUCUAAUAUCGAUGAGCGGAAGAAUAAAUCACGAUCUAAUUCGUUCAGCAACUUCGCUUCGCGACAAUCUCGUUGUGCUGUUUAUAUAGGAAAUCUGACGUGGUGGACAACUGAUCUAAAUUUAAUUGAAGCCAUGAAAAGUCUAGAAAUAAAUGAUGUUGAAGAAGUAAAAUUUUUUGAAAAUAAAGGCAAUGGUCAGUCCAAAGGUUUUUGUAUUGUAACUUUGGGUUCCGAAAAUUCUCGCGUGAUCGCUUUAGAUAAAUUGCCUGAAAAAGAAAUCCAUGGUCAAAGGCCUGUAGUAACAAUAUGCACAAAGCAAAAUUUAUUUUACUUCGAAUCACAAUCAAAGAAAGAGGGUCAUGGUGGAUCGAAUCGCAGUGAAAAGUUUAAGGAUAGACGGACUAAAGAAUAUGAUUCUGAUUUUAGAGAUAAUAAUAACAGACCGAUGCACUACAAUAAAUCUCGUUUGUGGAAUAAUCGUAAUGAAAAUUAUCCUAGACAGCAACAUGGAUCUAACAUGCAAUCUUCCUUUCAAACAACUCCUGUUUCGAAUACUCAACCAGGGUACACACCAUGGCCACCUACUUCUCAAGUUCAAAUGCCUCCAACAAUUUAUGCUGGUCCACCACCAGUUACUACGGGAGGUAUGUCUAUUGCCUUACCGAGGUUGCCAAUUCCUCCUAACAUAAGACUUUUGCCACCUAAAGGCACAUUACCUCCAAUGGGACCAAGAAUUCUACCACCUCCCGAUAUUAGAGGACCUCCUCCUCCCCCAGGUGUGCCUCAAAAUACAAAUAUGCCCCAUCUUGCUGGUCCCCGUGUACCUACUUCUGGACAAGGAUUGCCUUCUAUUUCGCCGUCUGUUAUGCCUGGUUCUCCUUUUUAUCAUCCACAAUCUAUUUCAUCAGGUCUUCCACCAGCAACAAAACCACCUGAUAUGUAUAAUAGAUCUCUAUCUGAUAGGGGUGCUCAAUAUCCUGAUAAUCAAUAUCACUCUAAUAGUGAUAAUAGAUGUAAGGAAAUAUCUGUUAGUGAAGCAGAAUUCGAGGAAAUAAUGAGUCGGAAUCGAUCUGUUUCUAGCAAUGCAAUUUCUCGAGCCAUUUCAGAUGCUAGUUCUGGGGAUUAUGCUAAUGCCGUAGAAACUUUAGUGACAGCUAUUUCCUUAAUUAAGCAGUCCAAAAUCGGAAAUGACGAAAGAUGCAAAAUAUUAACUAAUUCCUUACAAGAUACACUUCAUGGUAUCGAAUCUAAGUUGUAUAGAUCCCGCAGUAAGGAUAGGUCCAAUUCUCGGGAAAGAGACAGAUCAAGAGAGAGGACCUCGCGUAGAGAAAAGUCUAGCCGUCGAGAUCGCUCUCGUAGCCGUGAUCGGGAGUAUAGGGAACGCAGUAGAGAGAGAGAUCGUUAUCACGAGGAUCGCUAUCGAGAUAAAGAUAGAGAUCACAGAAGCUCACGUCGUUAAAUAUUUUUUAAUAUGUAUAAUUUUUGCAUUAUUUCAUGAUAUAUAGUUCAUUCAUAUUUUUAAAGUUUGUAGAUUAGCAAGUACUGUUCUAAUGGAGAGUCGUUAAAAAAAUUCUUUUACAAGUAAAUUUUAAUAUAUUAUUGAAAUUUCAUAAAUAAUGAUCAUUAUAUCUGAAUAAUGUUUAUUCAGAUAUAAUGAUCAGCAUUAUUGUUUAUUAAUGUAUCGGGGAGAUUUCCGUAUUGUGAUCUGUGGCAGAAAAAUUGUCAAGUCUUGGCGACUUCCUAGCAGUGACCUGCGCCAAACUAAAACCACACAGAAAGGGAGUUACUUGAAAAGUAUAAUUUGUAGCCACCCCCGGGCAAACAUCUACAUUUUUGUUUUGUAUUUUUAAAAAAUUAGCAAGUUUAAAAUCUAUUUGGCACCUUGGCGAUUGUAGUUUGUGCAACAGAUCAUAAUAUGGAUAUAUCCGUAAUGUAUCUUUACUAAUAAUGUGCAAAUUGUUCAUAUCUUAUUAUUUAUUAUUAUAAAUGUAUAUCAUAUAUAUCAUUAUUAGAUGUUAAAUUUUUCAGAGAUGAGUUUUUCCACAUUUGGCGGAGUUGCGCUUUUUUUCAAUACAAUAAAAAAAAAUCAAUCUUUUCAAAGAAAAUUCUACUUUUACAAAUUUCCAAAAAAAAAAUUUAUUUUUUACUUUUUUUUCUGAUCUCUGAAAAUGCAAUUUAAAAUUACAUUCACCUAUUAAAUAUAUAUAUAUGUGUAUAGUUUUUGGAAAAAAAGGAGGUAAGCUGUUUUAGUUUUGAAAGAAAGCACAUAUUUUUUCAUGUAUACAAAUAUAUUGUACAUGUGUUCAAAUAUUGUAAAAUGUUAGUUUCUACUUCUAAGCUAUCAAUAAUUUUCUUCUUGUAACUUUUUGCUUUUUCUUAAGUUUACUCCUGAAAACUUUACAAUCAUAUUAUUUUAUAUAAAUGUUUAAUUCAGCAAUAGGACCUAAACUUGAGUAUCCUAUACUUUUACUGUAGAUCGAUUAGCUUUAUUCUCUUUUUCAAUUUGUUAUGGUGAAAAAAAUGUUCAAAAGCAACAGUGAGUUAAAAAUAAAUUAUUAUAUUUUUUAGUGUCAUAGUAUGAUAUUUUAUGAUUUUUAUUAUUACAUUUCUAUUGUCAAAAAUGUUUGCUUACUAUAAGAUAUAGUUGCUAUAUAUAUAAUGAUAAAGAAACAAAUCUAUAAGUUUUUUUUCUCCAAUGUUAAGUUUUGUCUUAAUGCAAUGUAUUUAUGUAUAUACAGUGCAGUGUAGAUUAUCUGAACGCUGAUUUACCGGUUUGUUCAAUUAUUCAGAUCUUUCUUAGAACAUGUUUUUUUCCCACUUUAAGAAGAAAAAAAGAAAGAAAACACCAAAGUGCUUCUUUAUUUUCAGAAUAUCUGAAAGAGGAUGAAAAUCUUCUUUUUUUUUUUGUAUGUUGGUGACAUUAAUAGGAAACUCACAUACACAUUUUUUCCGCCCAGAACUUUAAAACACGUUAUUUGUAAUUAACUAUAAUAGGUACUACUAUAAUUGUUAAUUCUAUAUUGUUAUUUGUAAUUAUUACAAUUAACAAUCAUUAUAUAAUUGUUAUUUGUAAUUAACUAUAAUAGGUACUACUAUAAUUGCUAAUUCUAAGUCAGAAAAAAGUGUGAAGGAAAGUUAUUUAAAAAUAGCUAUAUUUUAAAGUUGUUCAGUUUUUUAGAUUUUCCGUUAUCAGGAUCGGCUUUGGUCUCGAUUGGUCUGUAUAAUCAGCACUAUACUGUAUAUAUAUUGAUUACAAACACUAGUAUUUAUUCUCAUAAUGUAGAUAAAUAAUUUUUGAGAGUUUUUUGUGUUAUAAUUUUAGGUUAUUGUUUUUUGUGAUGGAUAUAUUUUAUCGAUUAAGGAGCUCAAUGCCACCUUAGCGUAGUUAAUGUAAUAUUUUUUGUGUAUGUAUGUAAUAAUUUUUUUUCUUGAUUAAUGCAUUUUUGAUAACGACUAUGUUAUUGAGGAUUUGAUUAAUUUUAUUUCUAUUUAACAAAUUAUAUUUACCGUGAUUAGUUGGUUUUCUAAGUAAAUAUAAAUAAUUAAGCUUGUUAAAAGUUUUACUUUAUUAUUGAAAGAUAUUCAAGCUAUGCAUAUUAAAAGUACAAAUUAAAUAUAAGUAUUAAUAUGUACAUUUUUUUGAUAAUGGUGUUAAAUUUCUAUUAAUUAAUAAAACAAGAAUAUUCAACUCCCAUUACAGUGUAUUCAAUAUUAUAAUCUGUCAAGUAUGUAAAAUGAUUUAUUUAUCAUUACUGUGCUGUUUGUUUCUUCUUCAGUGUGUUCAACUUAUUACUUAUUCAAAAUAAAAUUUAUCAAUUGCAAUUAUAAAAAUAAUACUUUUAUUAUUUUAGUUGCAAUAAUAGUACACUUUUUUAAUAUGCCACUGUUUAACUUGGUUGAGCAAUUAACUAAAAAUGGGCCAAAACUGGUUAGUUUGUGCAAAUAUACUUCUAAUCCACAGAUGGGUGUCCUAUUGCCCUCGAUCUAAAAGUGGCCCUAGGCUCUUCAACAGUCUAAAAUAAUCAGCGGUGUAUGUAAGGGGUGGAGUUCCACCCCCUCCUUGAGAAUCCAGCUUCUUUCAAUAAUUGGAAAGUUGAAACCCAUUAUUUUUAAAAUGAAGUAUUUUUAUUUCCCAAAAAUUUAAUUAUGUUUUGAGGUCAAGAGAGAAAAAUGAACUGCAUAAAAAAAUGUUGAUGAAAAUUUAAUAUUGCUUUUUGUGUUUCUACUGGCCUUCUUUCAAAAUAGGAACAAAUGUUUUUACCAACUGAAAAUUGAUUAUAAAGCAUCUCUAGCCUUUCAAAAAGUGAUUUGAUCGCCGAA
Parasteatoda tepidariorum (common house spider) is the source of this 4605-nucleotide messenger RNA. Its product is annotated as cleavage and polyadenylation specificity factor subunit 6. Gene Ontology annotation, molecular function: RNA binding. NCBI's taxonomy places the organism in Eukaryota, Metazoa, Arthropoda, Arachnida, Araneae, Theridiidae. The record is from RefSeq and is a predicted model, not a curated record.